Cokeromyces recurvatus is the source of this 302-nucleotide messenger RNA. RefSeq lists its product as uncharacterized. The record is from RefSeq and is a predicted model, not a curated record. The transcript has a single exon. NCBI's taxonomy places the organism in Eukaryota, Fungi, Mucoromycota, Mucoromycetes, Mucorales, Mucoraceae. Bases 31 to 288 code for a protein of 85 amino acids.
UUUUUUUUUAUCAAUACAUAAACCUUAAAUAUGCAGGUUAUUUUUUGUGUCACCUUACUACCAAAAAAUGCAACAAUCUUUAGUCUAGAUUUGUAUUUUACUAUUACACCAGAUUGUAGUACAAUAUGCAGCUUUUUAUUAUCAUUUGUACAAAAGAAUAGAAGAAUCCAACUUACAAAAAAGGAAAAAAGGAAGAAGCAAAUUUUACAUAUAUUAUAUGAAUAUAUAUUUAUAUACAUAUAUACACAUUAUGCACAUAAUAUAUAUAUUUGGUAUAUAAUGGAAUAAAGUUAAGAUUUUUU